Contarinia nasturtii (swede midge) is the source of this 1114-nucleotide messenger RNA. Its product is annotated as cytolethal distending toxin subunit B-like. NCBI's taxonomy places the organism in Eukaryota, Metazoa, Arthropoda, Insecta, Diptera, Cecidomyiidae. Bases 134 to 991 code for a protein of 285 amino acids. Gene Ontology annotation, molecular function: catalytic activity. The record is from RefSeq and is a predicted model, not a curated record. The transcript has 2 exons.
AAUCAUUCAUAUUUUGAAUGUCGAAUUGUGAAUCGAUUCUCAAAUAUGCAAGGGAAAUUAAAACGAUCAGUGUUAUUAUUGUCGAAGGAAUAAUUCUAUCAAGCAUCAAAUAUUAGCAUUGCGAGAAAUAAAUAUGAAUACUGAGGUCAGCGAUUUUGUUUUCGUUACAUGGAACACCGAAGGUUCCAAUUGGGAGAAUGUCGCAAAGUUGAUGCUCAGCAAAGAAGGUGUAGACCGAAUCGAUGUUAUGGCUCUUCAAGAGUGUAGUGAACAUCCCAUCUCUGAUGAGCAUCCACAGGCGGCAAAAUCAGGUAUUGGAACCAUAUCUCUACCUGCCAAUGAAGUAGAAAAUAUUCAAAUAAAUCCUACACCGAAUCAACGAGACAAUUCUUCAGGAAUCACUACCUACCUAUGGCAUUUCAACACAGAAGCAGAGUUUUUUUUGUAUUAUCGAAACAACAAGAUAUUUACUGAAAUUGGUGCAGUUGGUGGAUCAGGAAAAAAGAGCCUGAGUAGUGCCUUUGUAACUAGAGUCGAGGCUACUAGAACUUUUUACAUGGCUCCAGUCGAUAAUAACGGUAGUCCAGUAAAUAAUAGUGACUACAAUAAAAACCGUCCUGUUAUUGGGAUUGAGGUGAAUGGUGUCGUGUAUUUCAACAUUCAUGGGUCGCAUCAGUAUAAUAAUUCUGUAAAUAAUACCAUUAGAAUUAUAAAAGAGUUUAUGGCAAGGAACCAUCCUGCAAUAAAAUGGGUAAUGAUGGGUGACUUCAAUAAAACGCCACUAGAGAUUAAUACUGCGGGAUUGUAUUUGAUGGAACCAAACACAGCCACUCGUGCUAAGAGCGGUAAGAUAAUUGAUUAUGCCAUAUCUAAUGAUUCAACCGUUGGGAAUAUGCAUAUACAUGUUUCACGUGACAAUCAUGGAUCAGACCAUUUUCCAGUGGAAUUUAUCAAUAAAAAUAUAAACCACAACAGUUUUGGAUCAUUUUAGCUUUCAUUAAUGACGGCACUAAAGAAGCCAUAAGAAAACCAUAGAUUUAUUGCCUAAAACGAUAAAAAAUAAAAUUCACAUAUAGUUGGCGCUGCAUUCUAUGCAAACUUGUUUUCCGUUGCA